CCGCACCCACCCACGACACACAUUCUCUCCGUUCCUUGUUCCCAUCCGUCAUCCAACCAACCAACCAUCCGCCGCUGUCCUUCCAUCCACCACUCUCGAAGCGUCUGCCCGUCUUCGUUUCUACUUCUCGACUGCCACUGCCUCUUCUGUUGCCUUUGUUAGGCUCGCCAACUCCGCAAAUCCAUCUCCCACGAACUUUCUGUGGCCAGGCGCAUUCAACCAGCGCAUCCAGAUACAGACUUGUUCGUCUUCCCAAGUCCAUUGCUGCUUCAACACCAUCCCCAGACGCGGACAAUACUCACUCAUCCUGGUGAGUGUUUUGUCCUGUCCCGUGCUGUCCAUCCACCCCCGCCCUCCUCUCCUCACAGGCCAGCGCUACCACUUCCCACCACUUCAACACCACCACUACCAUCACCCCUGCCCUGUCUUGUCCCCAUCCUGUCUGUCUGCCCGUCCCUUUUGGCUUGACCGUUCUUCUCUGUCCGGAUACCUACCGCACAGCAAGGUACCUACCACCUACCUCACCUUACCUACCUCUCUGCUCUCCCUGAACCUUACGACAACCCUACCGCUCUCUGCGACUCUAAACUCCCUGCCCACCCCGACCCCCUCCACUUCCCUUCCCUCAGGUUUCCCAAUUGCCCCCAUCCCCACUUUCUUUGCCUGAGAAGAAGGUUAGAUAUACAGGCCAUCAGAACCCACCAGAGCUUAGACUCCCCAUCGGUCUUUUGCUACCUGCCGUGCAGUGUGCUGCUUCCCUUUUCUGCCACUUCGACUCUAUUCUGCUCUACCUACCACAUACCUACGCAAAGAGAGAGAGAGAGAUAGAGAAAGGGAUCGCCCUUCUGACCGUUCUUGCCUCCUCUCGCCCGCUCCUACAACCUGGAGCCUGUUACCGCUCGGUCUAUUUCGACACAACACGACACGACACCCAGGCCCGCCUGUAUCGCUCAUCGUACCACCUCUACCUACCUAUACCAGAGCUCUUAGCACCACAUUUGUAAUUACGAGUUCCUGAACCACAGAGACCUACCCGAUCGAGCGCCGCCAGAGAAACGCUCGCCAUCCCCCCUGUCCCUCCCACUCAGCAAUACACCCUGUGUCACACUUGACCUCGCAGACUCGACUGCCCUUUCGGAUCGAUACCCAAUUCGACGUCGCCUUUCCCAUCUCGCGAACUCUAUUCGCGCCAAAGACCGUCGCAAAAUCCAAUUACACAUCGCCCAGAAUAUCAUAGAAAUGGCUCAACCAGGAGUCCAGUCGUUGAAGUGUGUGGUGACAGGUGACGGUGCUGUCGGAAAGACAUGCCUGCUGAUUUCCUACACAACGAACGCCUUCCCCGGCGAAUACAUCCCUACUGUCUUCGACAACUACUCGGCGAGUGUGAUGGUCGACGGGAAACCAAUCAGCUUGGGACUUUGGGAUACUGCGGGACAGGAGGAUUACGAUAGACUGCGGCCGCUUUCUUACCCCCAGACCGACGUCUUCCUCAUUUGCUUCUCCAUUGUUAGCCCGCCAUCAUUUGACAACGUCAAGGCCAAGUGGUACCCCGAGAUCGAUCACCAUGCGCCCAACAUUCCCAUCAUCCUCGUCGGCACCAAGCUCGAUCUGAGAGAGGACCCCAACACUCUCGAGUCGCUCCGCCAAAAGCGCAUGGAGCCUGUUUCGUAUGAUCAAGCCCUGAUUUGUGCCAAGGAAAUCAAGGCACACAAGUACCUUGAGUGCUCUGCCCUGACGCAGAGAAAUCUUAAGAGCGUCUUCGAUGAGGCCAUUCGCGCUGUCCUGAACCCCCGACCCAUUCCUCAGCAGAAGAAGAAGUCCAAGUGCACGAUUCUGUAAACACGUUCGAAUGAUGUCAAGCGUUGGAGGUUAACAUUGGAAAUGGCGUAAGGAGGUGGAUUACACAGCCAAUUCUUCGCUAAUUGUCCGUUAAGACUCGACCAAGCUGCACAACUCUGUGCCUUACGCUCAUCUGAAGAAGGACGGCAUAACUUUUGAAGGCACCCUCACAGAGAGAGCACAGCUGAGCUUGGCCUGCAAAGAUCGCAACGAUCCAGAUCAUCUGCGUUCCAUGCUUGGUUUGCCACAGACAUUGCCAUGCCUCAUAAUCCUGAUGUGACGGCGUGACGAAUGGAUCGUGCUUUGUUGUACUCUUUUUCUAUCUUCUACUUUGCCUGGGGGGAAGGACAAGAGAGAGCGACAACUGCAAGGGAGAGCGAUGGACGUUGGUAGCAGGCAAGCUUUGCAUCUCACCACAAGGAUAUCCCAAGUUUUCUGUAGAUAGCACACUCUCACAAAGACACUACUUUUUUUAAAAGAGGAAACUAGACAGUGGGCCAGGAAC
Molecule: messenger RNA, 2344 nt
Organism: Colletotrichum destructivum
Lineage: Eukaryota; Fungi; Ascomycota; Sordariomycetes; Glomerellales; Glomerellaceae
Product: Putative small GTP-binding protein
Exons: 8
Coding region: 1240-1839 (199 amino acids)
Biological process (GO): engulfment of apoptotic cell; regulation of cell shape; small GTPase-mediated signal transduction
Cellular component (GO): cytoskeleton; cell projection; cytoplasmic vesicle
Molecular function (GO): GTPase activity; GTP binding; protein kinase binding
Source: RefSeq, a predicted model, not a curated record